Messenger RNA from Hyaloperonospora brassicae, 1212 nucleotides. Lineage: Eukaryota; Oomycota; Peronosporomycetes; Peronosporales; Peronosporaceae. The record is from the annotation of a GenBank genome assembly.
AUGGUCUCCUUCCGCCCGUCGUCGUCGUCGUUUGUCGCGCGCGUCCUGUGCCGCCGCUCCUCGUCUGCUGCCAGUCCCCACCUCAAGAAGACGUCUCUGUAUGACCUGCACGUGUCGCUCGGUGGCAAGAUGGUCCCGUUUGCCGGCUACGCCAUGCCCGUGCAAUACAAAGCCGGCGUCUUGCAGUCCCACCUCCAUACGCGGGAACAAGGCCACGCGUCGCUCUUUGACGUCUCGCACAUGGGUCAGCUGCGGGUGACGGGCACAGACCGUCUCGCGUUCCUCGAGAGUGUCGUCGUGGGCGACUUAGAGGCACUUCACACUGGCGAAGCGAAGCUCAGUCUCUUGACAAACGAUCGCGGCGGUAUCAUUGAUGACUGCGUCAUUAGUCGCUACGACGACCACAUGUACGUGGUCGUGAACGCCGGCAAUCGGGACGUGGAUCUCGUGCAUCUGCACCGUCACCUCGAGACCUUCCAGGGCGAUGCAACGAUCGAGUGCCUCGACGACCACUCGUUGGUAGCUCUGCAAGGCCCGGGUGCAGCCGACGUGGUCGAGAGGCUGAAGCCCACGUUGCAGCUGCCAGACCUCGAGUUCAUGCACGGGGCGUGUACGCCACUGACGCUGCCAGACGGGAACCAAGUGGACGUCGUGUUGACACGAUGUGGGUACACUGGCGAAGACGGGUUUGAGAUUUCCGUGCCGAACAAGGACGUGCACGCCCUUGCACGUGCGUUGCUCCACGACGAGCGGGUGCUGGAAGCAGGUCUUGGAGCUCGCGACAGUCUACGUCUCGAGGCGGGCUUGUGUCUCCACGGACAUGACAUUACGGCUGAGACGACGCCGAUUGAAGCAAUGCUGGCUUGGACGAUUGGAAAGCGUCGACGAGAGCAAGGAGGGUUCCCUGGACACGCAGUCAUUAUGGACCAGUUGACGAACAAGACAGCCACGAAGAAGCGCGUUGGCUUUGUCGUGGAAGGAGCCGCCGCGCGCGAGGGGGCGGAGCUCUUUGACGCUGACGACAAGGUCGUGGGUCGUGUUACGAGCGGUAUGUUUAGUCCCUCGCUGAAGAAAGCCAUUGGUAUGGCUUACGUGGACAAGAGCUCGGGCAAGCUGGGCACGGAGCUGCAUGUCAAGGCCCGCAACAAAGUGCAGAAGGCUGUCAUCACCAAGAUGCCUUUUGUGCCGUCCAACUACUACAAGAAGGAGUAG